Molecule: messenger RNA, 1740 nt
Organism: Microsporum canis CBS 113480
Lineage: Eukaryota; Fungi; Ascomycota; Eurotiomycetes; Onygenales; Arthrodermataceae
Exons: 3
Coding region: 1-1740 (579 amino acids)
Source: RefSeq, a predicted model, not a curated record
AUGUUCAGCUGGGGAGGUGGUCUGGCCGUACCAAGCUUCUACGUUAACUUGGAAGAGGAGCGUGAGCCGCCUCCGUUACCAACUACAGUCCAAUUCCCGGAAUAUGGCAGGUUGAAUUCAUACGGACCUCAUGAUGAGAAGGGCUGUGAUGUACUCUAUCGCUUGCUGGCCGGUGCCAAAAAACCCCAAGAUAUUACAGAUGAAUAUCUAGCGGCGUUUAAUAUUAAGGUGGUACCUGAUGUUGAUGCUUCCAGGAUUGUGCCAGACCAUGAUCAGAACCCUAAACCUCCCUACCAAUGGCCAAAUUAUAGUCCCGGGGAGGGCGAAGAAAAACUGGACGCAACCAUUGAUGCUCCGAUCUUCUUGAGCAAUGGAGCUCCCUUUCCUGACAAAAGCAAACAUAAUCUCUUAAAGGAGGAGCUGUUGUUUGACAAUGACGAUGCAUUCCGCUCCCUUGCACGUGUUGAACCGCCACCAGGGCGUAAGAAUCCUCGGAUUGCGCAUGCGAGGAAGUUCUGGACCGCAUUACAACAAGCUGCUCAAUAUUGGGAUACUAGCCAUGACAACUAUUAUGAGAUUAGUACUGAAAACGACUCUGGCUGUGCUGCUACGGAUCCUACGAUAGCCAAUAGUCACGGAAAGGGUGUAGCCUCGGGUGUAGCCCCAGACAAUGUAUUAGGUAGCAGGAUGGAUGUCGAUAAUAGAUAUAGCUAUAAUCAGUCGCCAGUCACUAUACCCCAAAUGAAGCUGAGAAUCCCGAGUGGUAACCGACGCUACAAGGGUCGAAGAAUUGGUACAGGAACGGAUAUGCCUGACUCGGUUCGAGAAGAUAUCCUACGUGGUCUCGUGGAAAUGGUAGCUUGGUCACUUGGCUGCCAGAUUAAAUUGCCAACAAUGCCGCCUCGUCUCGCUGUCAAAGAUCUUUUGUUCCCCGUGCGCCAGAGCUUUAACGUCUCACGUAUUCCACAGGAUAGACAAGAAGCACGGAAACGCAUUCUUGAAGGCCCAGUACUUGUUGCCCAGUGUCGAGCCGAAACACAGUUCUAUGACAACGCUACCGAACAAAGAUAUGUCGAGAAAUGUGAUGUCUUACGUGAAACAGCAGGCAUGCUUCUACUAGCUCAAGAAAGAGCGCGAGAAAACAAAACUGAAGUCAAACCUGGGGAUGGAAAAUGGUGGGCCACAACGCCUCGGUGGGGAGGCCUCCCGAACAACGGCCCGGUUGGCGAGCCAAUUCGAACUAGCCCAGAGGAGCUGGCUGAGCCUGCGCCUUCAAGUUCGCCAGUGGACCCUGAAGCCACCGCAAACAAACGGACAAAACACGACAGGUCGACUAUUUCAUUUCGACGAGGCUUAGGGCCGAAUAGAAAGGUCUCUAUGGUAGAGAAAUGGAAAACUGUUCAGCCUGGCCCAGGUUUGUGGGAUAAGAAGAUGAAAUAUGUAAAGAUAGGAGCUGAUGUUGACAGCCCGUUUGAUGAUGUCUUCAUGGUCUCGUCAAUCAACCAUCAUUUCUCUAUCAUUCACCUCAGAGUCUAUGACCAGUACCUUCAAUGGCUUGAAACGGGGAAAGCGGAUUCUGUCAAUACAGAUGCAGGCUUAGGCUCAGAUGCUGACCCAGAGUCAUCACAAUGGCGAUCCCUGGUGCUUCGCCGAACGCGCUGGUUUGAUUUCUUUAACGCCACGGAUCGUUCGGAAGGGUUUGACGGACUCUGGGCCGUGCUUACGCAUAUGAUGAGAUAG